This is a messenger RNA of Fraxinus pennsylvanica, 450 nucleotides long. The record is from the annotation of a GenBank genome assembly. Lineage: Eukaryota; Viridiplantae; Streptophyta; Magnoliopsida; Lamiales; Oleaceae.
AUGCAAGCAGGUUGCCUGCUUUUGCAAGCAGCUACAAUUGUCGUCACAAGCCAAAAUGGCCAAUGUCAUGAGCCAUUUUGGCCUGUCACACGGGCCGAGCUGGCUUCGGCUCAUACCAUUCUUUGCUGGGGAACUGAGCUGUUAACUCCGGCGAAGCCUUCAGCUGCAGCUGGGAACGGUCAGAUCAUCUACCAUGAUCAGCAUAAGCCUCUGACUGUCCAACAGCUAUCAGGCGGCACCUCCCCUUCGAAUCCAUGUUGGAAACUUGUAUUUUGCGGUGACCUCAAAGAUGUUGCCGAAGAUAUUGUAUUGGAUGAAGCGACCGCCGUAGCUCAGCAUCGCCGUCGGGAUGUGCUCGAUCAGCGACUGCAAUUGCUGUUGCUACUGCUCCUCCGACAUAUCAGUGUCCGCUGGCUGAGCUCCACCUUCCAUUUCCCAAGUUUGCUUUGA